This is a messenger RNA of Anisakis simplex (herring worm), 642 nucleotides long. NCBI's taxonomy places the organism in Eukaryota, Metazoa, Nematoda, Chromadorea, Rhabditida, Anisakidae. The record is from the annotation of a GenBank genome assembly.
AUGGACAAGAAUCUGAAGUUACGUUAUGCCGAAAGACUGUUCGUGCCGGAUGAAAAUACUAACAAAAAUAAUGCCAAUUCAAUAUCAAAAUCGAUGUUCAAAGACGUACGCCAUGUAUGUGUGGAACCAGUGAAUCCUUCAUUGUAUCUUGCCACCCAAAAUGAAAUUGUUCAAUUGGAUCCGCGUAAAAGGGAGAAGACCCAAAUGGACUGGGCUGAUAAGCUGAAUGGUCAUGAAGUGAUAAUGUUUGAAUAUUUGUAUGACGAUGCAACCACAUUCACACUUCUUUCGAAUGGCACGGCAAUAGUGAAUAAUUUUAUGAAGAUGAUGAAUUCAUACGAGAUGGACACAGUUGAAAUAAUAAAUGAGGAAGUAACUGGUGGCUCAUGGUCACCAGACACACACAUCUUAGUGGUAACGACUCGGGAAAAAGUUUAUUUCGUAUCUCGAGAAUUUGAUAUAAUCAACGAGGGACCACUGAAUCCCACUACUGCUGGUCAAAGUGAGCUGAUGAGUGUUGGAUGGGGAUCGAGAGAAACUCAGUUCCAAGGACCAUCAGGUCGGAAAAAACUUGAUGAGGUUACUGCAGUGAAAUUUUCGUUGUUGUUAUUAUUAUUGUUAUCAUUCUUCCAUUAUUUAUAA